CGUUUGUUGUAUUUUGAGCACCGAUGGUCGUCGCGCUGCUGACGGCGUCGCCACACGACAACGCGGUCUGUCACAUCCUCGCGACGCCCGACGACCGCCGCGCCGUGCCCCACCCCCGUAUCUGCAAAGCGCUCUGGCCGCUGCUCUCUCUCGCCUUUCUCAUUUCCGUCGUAUCUGGCAUCGUCUACGCCGUCCAGUCCAACGCGAGCAGCCACGAGUCCGCUCUCGCCACCAAGGAGCGCAUUGCCGUCUCGCCCACCUCCUGCCGCGCACCAUUGCCGUCGCAGCGCGUCGUCCUCUUUUGGGAGACACAAGUCGAAGGCUGCAUGACCGUCCCGCCCGGUGUCACACACAUUGUGUUUGGCUUUGCGCUCGUGCAACAGAGUCGAGUCGUGCCGACGUUCCAAGGUGCCGAUGCGACGCUCCGCGCCUGCAUCGCCGCCCUUCAAGCGCGCUGCAUUAUCGUCAUGGCCAGCAUCGGCGGCGCGACUAAUGUCGACGGCAUGGCCAGCAUCGACGCGCCAGACGCGUUCGCGGCGUCCGCGCUCGCCCUCGUCGAGUCGUUCGGCUUGGAUGGCGUCGACAUUGAUGACGAAACGGUGGGGGCGACGCAUGACGCCAAGCGCGUCACCGCGUACAUGACGGCGCUGCACCGCGCGCUCAAAGGCGGCCGCACACCGUACUACAUCAGCUACGACGUGUUUGUGUACGAAGGCGUCGCUUCCGUCUGCACGAAUGCAACGUACUCGCGCUGCUUUGCGCCGACGCUCCUGCCGCUGCUCGACUGGGUCAACAUCAUGGCGUACAACGUGGAUAUCGACCGCACGGCCGCCGCGGCAAUUUACGCCAAUGCAACGACGACGAUCUUUCCAGAAUGGUUCGCAUCGCACCUCGGUGGGGACGUGGCGAAAGCUACCAUUGGCGUCUGCGUCGGCGGUGGUUGCGCCUACGGCGACGGUCCCAGCGACAGAGUCAUCGCCAACUGGGCAGAGUAUGCCAAGUCCCACGGCGGCAUGAUGGUGUACGCUGGCUCGUCCGACGUCAACUUUGCCGCUACCAAGUCCAUUAUCACUGCCUUGGCGCCGUAGCUCGUCUUCGGACUCUGUGCGCUUGGAGCCGAACGAAUCGAACGCUGCAAGAUAUCCAGUCAUUCAAAAUGCACGUCCGCUCUCACAGAGCUCGCUCUCAAUGGCUACCACGAUGACGGGA
Saprolegnia parasitica CBS 223.65 is the source of this 1209-nucleotide messenger RNA. RefSeq lists its product as hypothetical. Gene Ontology annotation, biological process: carbohydrate metabolic process. The coding region runs from base 24 to 1088 and encodes 354 amino acids. The transcript is spliced from 7 exons. Lineage: Eukaryota; Oomycota; Saprolegniomycetes; Saprolegniales; Saprolegniaceae. Gene Ontology annotation, molecular function: chitin binding; hydrolase activity, hydrolyzing O-glycosyl compounds. The record is from RefSeq and is a predicted model, not a curated record.